AUGGCUUUAUAUCAAUUACGGGAGCUUGAGAGAGGAGUUGAUAUUCUUGUGGCAACACCAGGAAGAUUGGUUGACUUGCUUGAAAGGGCAAAAGUUUCACUGCAGAUGGUUAGAUACCUGGCUCUUGAUGAGGCAGAUAGAAUGCUGGAUAUGGGAUUUGAGCCUCAAAUUAGAAAGAUAGUGGAACAAAUGGACAUGCCUCGACCAGGUGAAAGGCAGACGAUGCUGUUUAGUGCCACCUUUCCAAAAGAGAUCCAGAGACUGGCAUGUGAUUUUCUUUCAAAUUACAUAUUUUUGGCUGUCGGGCGGGUUGGUUCAAGUACCGAUUUGAUUGUUCAAAGAGUUGAAUUUGUUCAUGAGAGUGACAAGAGAAGCUUCCUUAUGGACCUUCUUCAUGCACAGAUGGCUAACGGAGAUUAUGGCAAGCAAGCUCUGACUUUAGUAUUUGUGGAAACAAAGAAGGGAGCUGAUUCAUUGGAGCAUUGGCUGUAUCUUAAUGGGUUUCCAGCAACUACCAUUCAUGGUGACAGAACACAGCAGGAAAGAGAACAAGCAUUGAGAUCAUUUAAGAGUGGAAAUACGCCAAUUUUAGUUGCAACAGAUGUAGCAGCCCGUGGUCUCGAUAUUCCUCAUGUUGCUCAUGUGGUUAAUUUUGACCUCCCUAAUGACAUUGAUGAUUAUGUACAUCGGAUAGGACGGACAGGACGUGCUGGCAAGUCAGGAUUGGCGACAGCCUUCUUCAAUGAGAACAAUAUGUCAUUGGCAAAGCCACUAACUGAUCUGAUGCAAGAAGCUAAUCAGGAAGUACCUGCUUGGCUUACCCGGUUUGCAAGCCGGGUUUCAUAUGGUGGUGGUAAGAAUAGGCGAUCUGGGGGAGGACGUUUCGGUGGUCGUGACUUCAGAAGAGAUUCCUCCUUUAAUAGGGGUGGGAGUAGCGCUGAUCACUAUGGUGGUGGUAACAGCGGCAGUGGAUAUGGCAGUUAUGGUGGGGGACAUGCUCCUGGGGUGACCAGUGCUUGGGAUUAGUGUCUUACGACAGACUGAUUUUGUUUUCUCGUAAUAUAUAUAUAUAUAUAAUUUUUGACAGAAUUUAAGGAUCAUGAUAUUCUGCAGUUCUUCCCAAAAUGUGAUCGAGUUCUUUUGAGUUAUAAUUGUUGUGGUUCACAAAGGAAUUGCAGGAGAGGGGUAUUAUGGUGGAUAGGUUGGUGAAGACUACUAACAAAUAGGGUCCAGUGUUGUCAUGUUUGUUCCAUUGUUCCCUGUAUAUUGUUGGACUUGAUGGGGAAUGGGCUGUAAUUUUACGAGGCACAUGGUGUAAAGACUGGGGGAUUUUCCUUUUUAAAUUUCCAUGAGCAUGUUCCUUUCAUCCCCAGUUGUCAUAGGGGAUCAUUUACUGUUUUCUGUUACUUUUCGCUGAGUUUCAUUUGCUCAUGAUGCUGUGACACAAACAAUCACACUAGCCAUUUUCUUGAGAAAUUUGCAAUGAG
Messenger RNA from Ilex paraguariensis (yerba mate), 1487 nucleotides. The record is from the annotation of a GenBank genome assembly. Lineage: Eukaryota; Viridiplantae; Streptophyta; Magnoliopsida; Aquifoliales; Aquifoliaceae.